Molecule: messenger RNA, 1515 nt
Organism: Acanthochromis polyacanthus (spiny chromis)
Lineage: Eukaryota; Metazoa; Chordata; Actinopteri; Pomacentridae
Product: GTP-binding protein Rheb
Exons: 8
Coding region: 258-812 (184 amino acids)
Biological process (GO): small GTPase-mediated signal transduction
Cellular component (GO): plasma membrane
Molecular function (GO): GTP binding; GTPase activity; GDP binding
Source: RefSeq, a predicted model, not a curated record
UAAUUCAUUACAUUGCAAAGGGGAGUGACGCAGUUAUUGUAGAUCUAUAGAUACUCCAUGCUUAUUUUUUAUGAUCUUAAAUUCUAUAUUUUUCAAGUUUUGGAAGAGGAAUUCCUGAUAAUCACAGCACAUAAGAGGGAGUCCGGCUGUUAUCUGGAGGCUGUAUGACUGCUCUCUGCGCCUCUUUCAUUUGGAUGCCAUUCCGGUUGGAGGUUGCGGUACACCCCGAGGACUAGAUGCGAUAACAAGAACGAGACAUGCCGCAGCCGAAAUCACGAAAAAUCGCCAUCCUCGGGUACAGAUCCGUAGGAAAGUCCUCCUUGACAAUUCAGUUUGUGGAAGGCCAGUUCGUUGACUCCUAUGACCCAACAAUAGAAAACACAUUUACUAAAAUGAUCACAAUAAAUGGACAAGAGUACCACCUUCAGCUUGUGGACACAGCAGGGCAGGAUGAAUACUCUAUCUUCCCACAGACUUACUCCAUAGAUAUCAAUGGCUACAUACUGGUCUAUUCAGUUACAUCUAAUAAAAGCUUUGAAGUUGUGCAAGUCAUCCAUGAAAAACUGUUGGACAUGGUAGGAAAGGUUCAAGUUCCAAUUAUGCUUGUCGGAAACAAGAAUGACCUACAUAUGGAGCGAGUAAUCAGUUGUGAAGAGGGAAAAGCAUUAGCUGAAUCCUGGAAUGCUGCCUUUAUGGAGUCCUCAGCUAAAGAGAACCAGACAGCCGUGGAGGUUUUCCGAAGGAUGAUCCUGGAGGCAGAAAAGAUGGACGGCGGCGUGCAGCCAGGAAAAACCUCCUGCUCCAUGAUGUAGAGCCGCCCAAUCAACACAUAGGACACUGCACUGGGAUAUCCCGUUACUUGAAGGCUAGCUGCCAGUUCUCCUCCACCUCAGCUGACUCCACCCCCAGGGUCCUAAAUAUCCAAUACUUUCUAUUUAUGGCUCUGAUUCCACUGUUAUUUAUUAGUAUUUCCUAUUCCCUUUUGUCAUCCUUGUUUUUCUUUGUGUGUUUGAUAAGAAACAAGGAUGAGUGGUGGUUCCUUGUCUUAUAUUUCCCACAAUCCACCCCUCCGUCUUUGUGCUCGGCACUGAUGCAAAACACAGAACAUCAUAUGGAUGUAUCAGAAAAAAUGUUUUCUUGUUUCAGAAAUGAUAACUAAGACCAGAGAUCGUAGUGGCUUGAUGCAUCUUAGCUUCUCGUUAUGCAGCUUCCAUUUAGGCUACAGGCCCUUCUCUGUUUAAAUAACACGAGAUAAGAGAAUUGUCAUAUCUGCCAUGCAUAUACCCUGAAAAUAGUUAGAUAAACACAGACAUUUCUUCUGAUACAUCGCCAGCUGUUUGGUCCCUCCAAUAUACAGCUCUUUUUCUAUUUCAUCACCAUGCAGUUCUCUCUCCCUCAGUUGGUUUUCAUAGCAGUUACUGUCAGCCAAAAAAAAUCUACAUCCAUUUUCUAAUGUUGAAAAUGUUGUACAAAUGUUUUUGAUUGUAAUCAUUAAAGCAAAAAGUGGUUAUGUAA